AUGCCUGGCGUUGGCCAGAGAAGGAAAUGGCAUGGGGACCGCGUCACCUGCGGGCGCGGGGCCGCGUCCCGCGGUGGCUCCGUGACGCGCCGCUCCGCGCAGGCUGCCUACCUGCAGCAGGCCGGGCUGCGCACGGCCGUGCUCGAGAGGCGCCACGUGCUGGGCGGCGCCGCCGUCACCGAGGAGAUUGUCCCAGGUUUUAAGUUUUCCCGGGCGUCCUACCUGCUCAGCCUGCUGCGCCCGCAGAUUUACACCGAGCUGGAGCUGCAGCGGCACGGCCUGAGGGUGCUGCCGCGGGACCCCUACUCCUUCACGCCGCUGCUGGAGGCCAGGAGCCGCCCGCGCUCCCUCCUGCUGGGGCAUGACAUGGCGCAGAGCCAGCAGCAGAUCGCUCAGUUCUCCCCACGGGAUGCUCAGGCUUAUCCUGCAUACGAGGCCUUCAUGGGAGGCUUGGUGGCUGCCAUCGACCCGCUGCUGGACGCCGUCCCCGUGGACCCCGCGGCGCUGGGCCAGGGCUCCCUGCUGCAGCGGCUCAAGGCGCUGCGAGCCCUGCGGCCCCUGCUGCGCGCAGGUACCGGUGGCAGCAGGCUGCCCCGCUUCUAUGAGGUGCUCACGGCCCCCAUCUCCAAGGUCCUGGAUCAGUGGUUCGAAUCGGAGCCCUUGAAGGCGACCCUGGCCACGGACGCGGUGAUCGGCACCAUGGCCAGCCCGCAGACCCCCGGCAGCGGCUAACGGCCGCUGCCCCACCGCGCGCUGGAGGGCCGGCGCGGCGCCUGGGGCUACGUGGACGGCGGCAUGGGCGCCCUGUCCCACGCCAUCGCCAGCGCGGCAGCUGCCCGUGGAGCGCAUGUUUUUGCCGAGAAGCCCGUGAGCCGCGUGCUGCUGGGCCGGGACGGGAGGGCGCAGGGGGUGGUCCUGCAGGACGGGACAGAGGUGCGGAGCAAGGUGGUGCUGUCCAACGCCUCCCCGCAGCUCACCUUCCUGGAGCUCACACCCCAGGAGCAGCUGCCGAAGGACUUUGUCCAGCGCAUCCAGCAGGUUGACACACGCUCCCCGGUCACCAAGAUCAACGUGGCUGGAAUGCAGCUGCUGGCUGGGCUCUGCUUCCAGAACAUCUUCCACGGAGCCAUGUCCCUGGACCAGCUCUAUUUCGCCCGCCCAGCGCCGGCCUAUUCAGGCUACCGGUGCCCGAUUCCAGGCUUGUACCUGUGCGGAAGCGGAGCCCACCCUGGAGGGGGAGUGAUGGGGGCCGCAGGACGCAACGCAGCCCGGGUGGCCCUCGAGGACUUCAAGUGGCUGCACCGGCAGCAGUGAUGCCAGC
Molecule: messenger RNA, 1321 nt
Organism: Tinamus guttatus (white-throated tinamou)
Lineage: Eukaryota; Metazoa; Chordata; Aves; Tinamiformes; Tinamidae
Source: RefSeq, a predicted model, not a curated record